UCGUACCACUUGCACGCGACGCCGUGAAUCAUCGAGAUCGGGACAUAAGAACCCAUGAGUAGCCUAUUUUUGUCCAAUUUAUCAGCGGCCCUUCUAUAAUGCAGCUAUUGAGCACAAUUCAACCACCCAAGCAAGCACCAAUACCGCACUAAAUUAUCUUGCCAAUUUUUAUUCACUUGAUCGUUGGCUCCGCGCCCUUGCCAAAGACUGGGACGUCAACGUGUCGCAACUGCUACGGUCAGGGGGAUCUUCUAGGCAAUAUGCCGAGAUGGGCAUUGUCAACAGGCUACUGUACCCUGGCGUGAAGUGGAGGCUAGUGGAUCCGGAGGCGCAGCGGCCCUCUUCAACAGGGGGAGAGAAGUUCCUUUAAGGCCAGCGAUAGAUUAAGGAAUGACAACAGUGCCAUUGCACAAACAUGCUGGAGAGGCAAUUUUUUGAUGGAUCAUCGCUCGGACCAAACAAACAAGUCCAAACCAACAGUGGUUUUUUUCCCUCGUGCCUUCGUUCAUCGCCUUGUAAACCGGUCAACUAGCAAGCAGGGACCUUCUUACCCCACACCUAAGUUUGUUAAGAUCCUGCUAGUGAGGACUGCCAACAUGCUCGAAUCAAUAGCUGUUGCAUACCAUGAAGUCUCACUGCAAGAUUUUAUUUCCGCUACUUCGGACGCUCCCUAUGACCCGGAAAUGAUCAAAAUCAUCGCGGAGGACAUUAGAUCUUCCGAAACUUUCACCGAAGAACACCAGAGUUUGGUGUCAGCUCUUGCGCAUGAGACCCUUGCUGCGCUGAAAAGCAGCCUCAGCAAUAUCCUGCGCAUUGUCCGUGAAAGAUGUCAGGAAUUCGUCUCCAACCAACAAACCCCCCGCGAGCUCCCACCCAUCAUCAGGAAACGUCGAAGCGCAAACAACUUGCCGAUUGUUCUUCAGGUGCAACAUCACACAACAAUCUUCCCCAACUAUCUUGUUCAUUCCGAACCCACCAUCGCGUACCAAGAAGGCACCGAGACCGACUACCAUCACGGGUACUCCGAAGAAUUUCAGUCCAUGACGAGACCCGACAAAAUUGUGCUCAGAUUCCCCCUUCCACGAUGGGCACAUCGUCUUCAUGCAAAAGCAGAAGAUGCGAUGGCAGCUCAGGGAAACAGGAGGCACGUUCUAGGCAUCCUCGCAAACCAUUCCAACAUCACCUUCUGGUAUUUUGAUCGUGCUGGUGGCUUCUAUUCGGCACCUAUUGAUUUCACCAACCGCCCACUCGAAUUCCUCCCUGCACUUGUCCAACUCAAUUUGAGUUCUGCAUUUGCUCUUGGCCUUGAGCCAAUAAUUGAAUCUCCUGACCCCUGGGAGGCGCUCAUUGCCAUGAAGAGGACAACCAUCCGAGUUCAGGGUAUUCCUUUUUUGAUACAGAAAACCCUGCAUGUCUCGCACGACCUUGAGGGUCGCGGAUUGAUUCUGUUAUCGGCAAGGCAAGAGGCCAACCACGAGCCUACGACCAUCCCAGAAGAUGUAAUUCUCAAGAUGUCGUGGGAGGAUCCAUCAUCAAGAGCAUCCGACUUCCUCUACCGCCACGCUGAGCAGUACGGUGUGCAGGGGUAGCCCAAUUGUAUUGCUCCUCAAACAUGGGACGCUUUUCAGAAGGUCCCAGAACCCAACUCAAACUUACAUCCGGAACCCACUAUCAAGAUCGGGAGCUGCGAGUGCAGGUCCUGGGACCAUCAUGUGUUCCGCUUCACCGCGUUUUUCCUGACAAAGACUUUGAAAAAGCCUUUCGAUCUUUAAUGGAAGCCCAUCAUGCGCUCUACAAGAACGCCGGGAUCCUGCAUUGCAAUCUGAAUCCGAGCAGUCUUAUGGCUUCAAAGGAUUCCCCACCCCGUGGGAUCCUGAUAGAUCUUGACUUCGCGACUCAAGUUCGGGAUGGAGAUAGAAUAUUGUCACCUGAGCCUACCUUCACUGGCACCCUCCCUUUCCUUUCCAUUGACCUAUUGACCGC
Molecule: messenger RNA, 1983 nt
Organism: Cantharellus anzutake
Lineage: Eukaryota; Fungi; Basidiomycota; Agaricomycetes; Cantharellales; Hydnaceae
Exons: 2
Coding region: 438-1589 (383 amino acids)
Source: RefSeq, a predicted model, not a curated record